Messenger RNA from Xiphias gladius (swordfish), 3322 nucleotides. It is a transcript of the gene mkrn2, whose product is annotated as makorin, ring finger protein, 2. The record is from RefSeq and is a predicted model, not a curated record. Gene Ontology annotation, biological process: protein polyubiquitination. The transcript is spliced from 11 exons. Gene Ontology annotation, molecular function: ubiquitin protein ligase activity; metal ion binding. The coding region runs from base 637 to 1878 and encodes 413 amino acids. Lineage: Eukaryota; Metazoa; Chordata; Actinopteri; Istiophoriformes; Xiphiidae.
CAUGAGGUUGAAGGACCUGGCUGCAUAGUGCAGAGACAGGCUUGUGUCAAAGAACAGAUCUGGGGAAGGCUACCAAAAUGUAUGCUACAUUGAGAGAGCCAGACAGACAGUGUGAUUUCCUAAUGGAUUCAGCUCUAAUUCUAUUCGUGUGCAGUUGGCAGUUCGGAUUGUCACAGGGCAAAGAUCUGAUCUUACAAAGACAGUUCUUUGUUUCCAUUCAGACAACAGCUCUGAUGAACUGACUGUAUGUUGAGACAAGAAGUAUUUUAAGUGUUUGAGGAAAAAUGAAACUUCAAUUUAGAAACUACUUGAAACAAAUUGAUUCGCUGGAAUAUUCUCAUCACGUUUUUAGGACUCAGGUUACAGCCUGAAAUUACUUAAUAACGAGUGAACACACGCAUCCUGAAGUAUCCUACUAGUAAGUAACUAGUAACAAUAACUGUCAGGUAAAUGUAAUAGCUGUGGAAGAAGUACUCAAGACCCUUCACUUCAGCAAAAGUACCAGUACAACAAUGGUCAGAUAAAGCUCAUAGGAACACUCCUGCGGUGACUGCGGGUUUCAGUCGGAACUGUUUGAACGGGACACCGCAGUGACAACACUGAAGCAGCCGUUGUAGCUGAAGCUUCUCGAGGAAGAUGAGCACCAAACAGGUGACCUGCAGGUACUUCCUCCACGGUGUGUGCAGAGAGGGCAGCCGCUGUCUGUUCUCUCACGACCUGAACAACAGUAAACCAUCCACCAUCUGCAAGUUCUACCAGAGAGGAACGUGUGCUUACGGAGAACGCUGCAGGUACGACCACAUCAAACCACCAUUCAGAGGAGGAGGAGGAGGAGGAGGAGGAGGAGCUUCAGAGGAUCAGGCAGGUGGAGGAGGAGCUGGGGGCGGGGCUUCAGUCAGAGGUGGAGUGAAGAAGAACCUGGUCCUGAGAGAAAGAGUUCUGGGUGUAGACAGGAUGUUCGGGGGUCCAGCAGACAGUUUGUGGUCAGGGGUCACAGCAGCAGCUCCUCAGUCAUAUGUGGACGCCAUCAGGACAGGCCUGGACACUUCGGCGCAGGAACAAGCCACUCCCCAAGUGGGCGGGGCUUCCCAGGACCUCCCCCAGCUGUGUCCCUACGCUGCCGCUGGACACUGUUACUAUGAAGACAACUGUACGUAUCUCCAUGGCGACCUGUGUGAGGUGUGCGGGCUGCGGGUGCUCCACCCCCACGAUCCCGAGCAGAGGAGAGCGCAUGAGAAGAUGUGUCUGCUCGCCUUUGAGGCCGACAUGGAGAAGGCGUUUGCAGCCCAGCUCAGCCAGGACAAGGUGUGUUCCAUCUGUAUGGAGGUGGUGGUGCAGAAGGCAAACCCGUCGGACCGCAGGUUCGGCAUUCUGUCCUCCUGCUGUCACACCUUCUGUCUGGCCUGCAUCCGAAAGUGGCGCUGCACCAGAAACUUCAGCAACAUGAUCAUUAAGUCAUGUCCGGAGUGUCGUGUCAUCUCAGAGUUUGUCAUCCCCUCAGUUUACUGGGUGGAGGACCAGGACGACAAGGACCACCUCAUAGACCUCUUCAAGUCGGGAGUCAGUAAGAAGGCCUGUAAGUACUUCGAUCAGGGUCGUGGUUCGUGCCCGUUUGGAGGGAAGUGUUUGUAUCUUCACGCUUUCCCAGACGGAACCCGAGCGGAACCCGACCAGCCACGGAAACAGCUGAGCUCCGAAGGGAACGUCCGGUUCAUGAACAGCGUCCGUCUGUGGGACUUCAUUGAGGAGCGCGAGCAGCGAACGGUGCCGCCCCUGCCGUCCCUUGAUGAUGACAUCACAGAGCUGAGGGAGCUCUUCAUGCAGAUGUCGGGUCCGAGCCACGACGGACCGGAGACCCAGCCCACUGCAGACCAGUAGAGAGCGGACCCGAGCCAGUCCUCUGGUCUUCACAUCAACCGGUGGGAAAUCCGACCGCUGGGGGUUUUGAGAUGCAACGGCAAUGCCAUGUUUGUGGAUUAAUUAAAAUACCGAAUCAUGUGAUCACGCUGCAGCUGUGUUGUGUUUCAGUCUGAUCACAUGCCCACAUGUUGGGUAAUUGAUUAUUGAUAUAUUAUAGAUAUUUUAUUUAUGGUAUAAAUAAGUAAAUACAGAGAAAGUGUGAAGUCAUCUGGUGGUGUUGUGAUGAAUUCAUCCAAUUUUUCCUUUUGAUAAUGUUACACAAUUGGUCAGCUGGCCGAGAGUUGGGGUUUCCCCAUUGGCUAUGGCUCUUUAUGAAAUGAAUUGGUGCAAACAGUUCUAUUGCAUCACCGGGGGGCGUUUAGAGGCAAUGUUGCCCACUUUGCGCCUUUGUCGCCAGAUUUACCGUUUUGUUUUUGUUUUGUUUUUUUCCAAAAAAGCCCUUUAGAAAGCCUUCUACAGUGCGCGGUGUUCUUCUGAGAAACUCUUCAUGUGCGUUCCUACAAUAGAAAGUAAGGACAAGUGGAUCCCUACUCAGGAGGAGCGUUCCGGUUCCUGUUGAUACCUUAAGAUCCUUAUGUUUUUCAAUGAGAACUGUAACGUAUCAACCAGUAAAUGUUUUUUCAAUAAGUUUGAAAUCGAAUAAAAUUCAUGGCCUACUAAAACUUUACAUCCAAUAUGUUUUUACUAACAAACAAACAAACAGCACCACAGCAGAGUGCGGUGUCGUCGCCAAGGCUUAUUUUCCAAAGCACUGAGUACGCCUAUCACUCCCACAUGACUGACUGAGCUGGGGUGUCGCCGGCCUCGGUUCCCCGGCAGCGUGUGUCCAUACAUACUAUAGCUGAAGCAGCGUUGGCAGCUGUGACGCUCCUGUGGUCGCGCUCUCUCUCUUAAAGGAAAUUAUCGCCAAUGUUCUACCUAGCUUAGACGUCACCACUUUAUUUCCAUAAAACUUGAAAGUAGGGGGACAAAAAAUCUCAUUGACACCCCCCCUGAAAUUCUAGUGCCAGUGGUAGGUAUCACCACCUCCUGCGCUAGCUCUGGGAUCAUCCUCCACCACAGAGGUGACGUUCCCCAGAUGUGAGGUACAUCACCUCUGUCAAAGGUCAGUUAAGUAAAUGUCAACAGAACAGUCAUGUUCCUCUGCUAAAGACUUUAUGUAGCAUUGCCGUAAUGUUGUCAGAUAAAAGACUAGCUAAAUAUUCUCUCAUGCACUGCAUUUGAUGUGAAACAAAUACUCUAAUACAUGACCUAAAAAUACAACCUGGUUGAUGUUCCAUGAAGUGCAGGUGGUGUUAGUCUGUUGGAGAAGCUAAUAUGUAUGUUAGCCCUGUAAAACCAUGUGAACCAGACUGUUCUCCUUUGGAAUCAAACUGAAAACAUAAACCUUUCUUGCUUUGUU